CUCUGUCUGUCGAUCGGGUCAACGAGGAUUGACACGGAGCUGAGGUGGUCACAGUCUUUCUCUGCGGUCGAUAUUACCCCAUUGACUCUCGCCAUGGACCCUGAAAUGGCCGACGCGGAUGCGCCUAAGGAUGGCUCCAACACCCAGGGUGUAUAUCUGUACCAUCCAGCGAAUGUCACCAAAGCUCCCGGCGAGCGACCCUCGAAGCGUCGGAAGGUCCUUCCAGAGAAGCAGGCCGAUAACACCACCCACCCUUUCGUGCCCCUUCUAGACGGUGAUGAAACCGCAGCAUCGGUUGAAUCCAGAUACAACUUUUAUCAGACAUUAUGGUCGGAGCAGGAAACGAAGAUUCAGGGGAUCUUAAACGAAGCGGACUCAGGCGUUCUCGAGGAGGUCCUGUCUUUUGUCAGGUCGACUUCGCCUCAGACCUACGGCAAUUGCAUUCCCACGGCAUUGGUCACUGUCGGGUCCAACGUGUCUUCCCUCGGGCGACUGUUGGCGAGGCUGAAUGACCGACUGACAACUGCGGGCGAGGGGGGUGUCGUUGCGCUGGAGUCGGGAGAUGCGCCGAACCUUAAGACCACCCUGAAGAAUAUCAUCCGCGCCGCGAUUACGAAUACAGAGGGCAAUGAAGGGUAUCAGAGCUUCCUUACGGAUCGAGAUGGCCCGAGACUGCUCGGUUAUGACCUUGACGUACUUGGCGACUACGUCAAACGAAAGGGUGUCACCAAGUUGGUUAUCGCCUUUCAAGACAGCGAAGCUGUCGAUCCGAACAUGUUGACGGAUCUUUUGUCCUUGCUAAGUUCCUGGGUUGAUCGGAUACCAUUCACUUUGCUAUUCGGCAUCUCGACUUCAGUCGAACUGUUCGAAGGCAGACUUCUCCGCUCAAGCGUUGCCUUGCUCCGGGGUAGAUACUUCAAGAUCCACGGCGCAAGCAAUUGCGUCGACCGUAUCUACGAGAAUCUACAGGCAGAUGAAAAUGGCCAGUUCUGGUUGGGUCGCAAUAUAACGGCAACUCUGUUUGAGAAAUCAACCGACGCUUUCCAAACACCCGAGGCGUUCAGCCAGACUGUCAAGUAUGCAUACAUGUCCCACUUCUUUGCCAAUCCAUUGGCAACUCUCCUAGCAAGCGAUGCUUCUCCCUCGCUGCGACAAAACAAGCUCUGCGAAGCGAUUCGAAAUGUUCCGUCUUUUCGAAGCUUCUGCGAAGAUCACCUAGAUGCAGGGUCAUCCAAGUACGUACGCCAAUUGCUAGAAGACGACGAGUAUCUCUAUUCGCAAAGUUUGGAGCACCUCCGCGUAGGGCAACAAAAGAUGCGCUAUCUUUUCCAGGCCGCGAGAACGAUCCACAUAUGCCUCAAACACCUCGGCAUCGCAAAAGACACCAGCAUAUCGGACGUAUCAACCCGUGCACUUUCCGGCGAACUGGUAGAUUCUCCAUGGGUGGAGGAAAUCUUGACGGGCCUGAAAAUGCUAGACUCCACCAAACUCCAGGAGUUGAUCGCCAUCCUCCCAGGAUCUCUGGCGGCGCAUCCAGAUCUUGGAGCGAUCCACGAGGAUCUCGAGUACCUUUUGCAGGAGUAUAAAGAUGUUACACCGCUGCGGAGCGAGUACGACAACCACCACUCUGUACUGACAUCGACCGUUCUUCGGCAAAGUGUCAAGCUCAGCAGGCGCAAAGCCAAACUGCCCGAUCAGGAUGUAGAUUAUACCAGGAUUAUCGACCGUUUCCAUGCGUUAACAGGAGCUUUUUUUGCGGAAGCCUUGCUGAAUCCGCAAGAUCUGUUCUUACACGAGGCCUUCAUCAUCGAUAUGAAGAAUCCGCUGAAAGAGAUCUUCUCGCCCCGACCCCGCUAUGCCAUCGAGCGAGCGUUGGCGAGACCAUUUGAUUAUCUCAUCUCGACGUCGAACACUUCCGAGGCCAGGGUCUCGGCGAAACAACCGGCAACGGCGAUUUUGUAUCAGCUUAUCCUUGAGUCCGGAGCCCUUGUGAACGUGCAUGACCUUUGGCAGGCAUUCAAUGCCGUGUUCGAAAGUGAUGGUGACGCUGAUUGUGAUGAGCGGAUGGUCUUGACCCUGUUUUAUCGAGCUCUAUCUGAGCUUAAAUCAUUCGGCAUGGUCAAAAGCAGCCGGAAAAAGCUUGAUCAUAUUGCCAAGACGUCAUGGGUUGGGCUGUAAUUUGGAGUCGUCUUGUAUAUUAAUAUUGC
Molecule: messenger RNA, 2207 nt
Organism: Aspergillus campestris IBT 28561
Lineage: Eukaryota; Fungi; Ascomycota; Eurotiomycetes; Eurotiales; Aspergillaceae
Product: putative origin recognition complex subunit 3
Exons: 8
Coding region: 94-2178 (694 amino acids)
Biological process (GO): DNA replication; DNA replication initiation
Cellular component (GO): nuclear pre-replicative complex; DNA replication preinitiation complex; nuclear origin of replication recognition complex
Molecular function (GO): DNA replication origin binding
Source: RefSeq, a predicted model, not a curated record